ACUCUCUCAACACUUAAGAACAGAGAAUCGGCUUAAACCCAUUCGACUCCAACCAACCACACCGAUCAGCAAUGGGUUCGACAACAGCCCCAUGGAAACAACUUCUUCUCAACGCACUUCAGUCCAAUUCCCACCUCAGACACUCUUCCUAUUUCCAACUCGCAACAAUUGGACCCAAUGGCAUGCCCGCUAAUCGCACCGUUGUUUUCCGGGGAUUUCAAGAUAAUGCUAAUAAAAUACAAAUUAAUACAGACUGCAGAAGUCACAAGAUUGAGGAUCUUAAGCAUUGGCCAUUUGCUGAAAUUUGUUGGUAUUUUACGGAUUCGUGGGAGCAGUUUCGGAUAAAUGGUGCGGUUGAUGUUAUUGAUGGAUCAAACCCCGAUUCCAUGAAACUUCAGCAAAGAGAGAAAGCUUGGUUUGCUAGCUCACCAAAGUCCAGGCUCCAGUAUCUCGGACCGAACCCUGGGCUUCCCUCUCUGGGUGACCAACCGGACCAGGGUCCAAGCUCAUUGGACCCUUCGGCUGGUCCUGCUGCAGCUUUUUGCUUGCUGGUUCUUGAUCCCGAUCAGGUUGAUUACUUGAAUUUGAAGAGUAAUGAGAGGAUAAGCUUCUCGAAGAAGAUUGCUAAUGAAGAGACUUCUUGGAAUUCAGAAAAAGUCAACCCAUGAUCGUUUCACGUUGUAUUUAGGGCCUGGAUGACCGUUGAUGGUAUAAGCGUCUGCUAUAGGAGCGGCUGUACCGCUAGCCAUAACAGUUUUUUCAAGCUGCACAAGAUCUUGCUGCCAAUACUCUCCUACAAGAAUAGAACAAAAACUAAUUAUACUUUAAUACUUUUUUAUAAAUCUUAUAACAUUUGCUUGAAAUGGAAAUUAACUGACCUAAGAUUACAAUAUGCUCUUCAUAAGGUUGUUUAAAAGGAUAGGGAACGCCUUUUUUCGGGUAGACGAUAAGUGCACCAUAAACAGUAGCUCUAAGCCAUGAAAAAUGGGCAUGCCAGAAUAGUGUCCCUUUUUGUCCCGCUAAAGUAAAAUUGUACGUGAAACUUUGACCGGGUUGAACCGGGCACUGAGUAAUGUAAGAAGGACCGUCUGACCAGCAUGACAAUAUCUGUCUAACACCAUGCCUAAUAAUUUUAUAAAAAUACAUUCGUUAGAAAAA
Helianthus annuus (common sunflower) is the source of this 1158-nucleotide messenger RNA. Its product is annotated as pyridoxine/pyridoxamine 5'-phosphate oxidase 2. Gene Ontology annotation, molecular function: FMN binding; pyridoxamine phosphate oxidase activity. NCBI's taxonomy places the organism in Eukaryota, Viridiplantae, Streptophyta, Magnoliopsida, Asterales, Asteraceae. The transcript is spliced from 8 exons. The record is from RefSeq and is a predicted model, not a curated record. The coding region runs from base 72 to 668 and encodes 198 amino acids. Gene Ontology annotation, biological process: pyridoxine biosynthetic process.